Messenger RNA from Owenia fusiformis, 331 nucleotides. The record is from the annotation of a GenBank genome assembly. NCBI's taxonomy places the organism in Eukaryota, Metazoa, Annelida, Polychaeta, Sabellida, Oweniidae.
CUUUGGCAACACUUGCACUGAAAAUACGUGUGAGGCAGGUCUUGUCUGUCACGCGAAUGUUUGCAGUAAAUGUGGAAGCGACAGUGACUGUACCUUAGGAGAAUUCUGUGGAGGAGAUCCUAGUUCAGGACGCCAGUGUUCCGCAAAGAAAAUCACUGGAUCAAAAUGCAACGCUGAUACUGAAUGCGACAGUGGGCAUUGUAUUGUUGAUGCUUGUAUGGAAUGCGCGGAUGAUUUACAUUGCACUGGACAAGUGUGCAGAGAAAAUAUGUGUAUCACAUUAGCCAGCUUUGGCAACACUUGCACUGAAAAUACAUGUGAGGCAGAUCUU